AUGGAGCCGGUGCCGCGGAAGCGCAAGGGCGCGCCCCCCGUUUGCCCCGCCGGCAGGUCGCUCCAGGACGCGGCCUCGCGCAAGCGUGCCUGCCGCGGGUCGGACCCGAAUCGCUGCGGCGCCGACGCGUCCGGCGUGGUGAGGACCGCGCCGCCGGCGAGCGGCGGCGGGGCGGCGGCGGAGAGCGCCGGGCGCGGGGUCAAGCGGAAGGUGGGGUGCAUCGACGCGGCCACGCGGAUGGGCCGGCGGAAGCGGAUGGAGAGCGAGUACGACCUCGGCGAGGAGAUCGGGCAGGGCAAGUUCGGGUCCGUCAGGCUCUGCCGGGCCAAGAACCGCGGCGGCGAGGAGUUCGCGUGCAAGGCGCUGCCCAAGAACGGCGGGGAGACGGCCCACCGGGAGGUGGAGAUCAUGCAGCACCUCUCCGGCCACCCGGGCGUCGUCACGCUCAGGGCCGUCUUCGAGGACUCCGACAGGUUCUACCUCGUCAUGGAGCUCUGCCGCGGCGGACGGCUCCUCGACGAGGUCAGGAGGGAGGGGAGGCUUUCCGAGCGCCGCGCCGCCCAUGUUAUCAGGGAGCUCAUGGACGUCGUCAAGUACUGCCAUGAAAUGGGGGUUGUGCAUAGGGACAUCAAGCCAGAUAAUGUUCUGCUCACCAAUGCCGGGAGAUUGAAGCUUGCUGAUUUUGGACUGGCCGUGAGGAUCACUGAUGGUCAGAAACUGUCUGGUGUCGCAGGGAGCCCAGCAUAUGUAGCACCUGAAGUUCUAGAAGGCAAUUACUCGGAGAAAGUAGAUGUAUGGGCUGCUGGGGUGCUUCUACAUGUUCUACUGAUUGCCAGUCUUCCAUUCCAAGGGGGCUCUGUGGAAGCUGUCUUUGAGGCUAUAAAAACAGGCGAAAUUGAUUUCCACAGUGAUAAAUGGGAAUCAGUAUCUGUUCUUGCACGUGAUCUUGUUUGCCGAAUGCUUAACCGAGAUGUCUCAUCAAGAUUAGACGCCGAUGAAGUUCUUAGGCAUCCUUGGAUUCUAACACACACUGAAUGUCCUUUGAGCGCUGAAUUUUCUGCUCUGUGGCAUGAUAACAAAGCUACGUCGACACCCAGGAUUCACAACGAGAGAGUUCUGUCAGAUUGGCAGUGUUCAUCCUCAGAAUCUUCAACAAGUGACGACUCUGAUGAGCGGGCAGAUGAAUGCGGUAUAGUCGAUGCACUGACUGCAGCAAUAACACAGGUUAGAAUAUCAGAACCCAAAAGGGGUCGGGUCUGCACCCCAACAAUUCCUACCCAGCAGGAGUGUUCUUUUAGCUUGAAGGCAAAUCCGUGCACGGGUUUCUGAGUCCUUUUCUUGAACCAACACAUGUGUAUAGCCUCUGAUAUCUAGCCGCUUUCUUUUGAAUUCUAAAAUUUGAUUAGAAGGAUAGAAAGGCAUACUGUGAGUUCCUCAACCAAGCUUGAUCUGAUGUAGUUCUUCGCGCUAUAGGCCUAUAGCUCCUUCAGCUGAGUCUGAGUGGUUGCUCAUCUGCCAGACCUUGCAAGCCUGCUGAUGUUGUGAAUUUUGUAAAUAUAGCAUCAUUUUUGUAGCCAGGGAGCUUAUCAUAUUUGUUUUUCAAGAAACUAGGGAGCAUAUCAUAUGAGAAUAUAUACCAUGAGUGGGUUGCCAAAGUCAAGGUGCACCCUGUUGUA
This is a messenger RNA of Lolium rigidum, 1676 nucleotides long. Its product is annotated as serine/threonine-protein kinase PEPKR2-like. NCBI's taxonomy places the organism in Eukaryota, Viridiplantae, Streptophyta, Magnoliopsida, Poales, Poaceae. The transcript is spliced from 3 exons. Bases 1 to 1329 code for a protein of 442 amino acids. The record is from RefSeq and is a predicted model, not a curated record. Gene Ontology annotation, cellular component: nucleus; cytoplasm. Gene Ontology annotation, molecular function: calcium-dependent protein serine/threonine kinase activity; calcium/calmodulin-dependent protein kinase activity; ATP binding. Gene Ontology annotation, biological process: protein autophosphorylation; intracellular signal transduction; peptidyl-serine phosphorylation.